This is a messenger RNA of Puntigrus tetrazona (Sumatra barb), 2396 nucleotides long. RefSeq names its product EPS8-like 3a (gene eps8l3a). The transcript is spliced from 20 exons. Gene Ontology annotation, biological process: positive regulation of ruffle assembly; Rho protein signal transduction; regulation of Rho protein signal transduction. Gene Ontology annotation, cellular component: vesicle; plasma membrane; ruffle membrane. Gene Ontology annotation, molecular function: actin binding. NCBI's taxonomy places the organism in Eukaryota, Metazoa, Chordata, Actinopteri, Cypriniformes, Cyprinidae. The coding region runs from base 176 to 2062 and encodes 628 amino acids. The record is from RefSeq and is a predicted model, not a curated record.
UUUCUCCACCCAUCUGAGCUCCUCCUUGAAGACGCAGUAGACUUUGACCCUUAGGAGCGGCUGCCGUUCUUCUGUCCGUCAGACCAUGAUCUAACUCAGAGAAACCUCAGAAGAUCUCGAGACACGGCUGAGAAACGUCUUCCAGAGCUCGUCUGAUCGCCUCGGUGCUGUCCUCAUGCUUCGAGGUUCGAGUCCCUUCGGCUGGUCCAGCGGUUAUUCUGAAUCGCUUCGCUCCAGCGUCACGGUUCUGGACGACGCGUCCUCGGAUCUGUCAGGUCUGUCCAGACCCAGCGCUAAAUCAAUAUACAAUCAGAGGAAGGAAUAUGCCCACUCCAUCAACAAACAGAUGCAUCCGUUCCAGCACCGCGUGGAGCAUCUGUUCACCUGUGAGCUGGACGGCCAGCAGCUGUGUGACGUCAACGACUGUCUGGAGCGGCUGAAGUACCUGGACGCCACGGGCCGAGUCUGGGGUCAGGACGUCCUGCUGGAGGUUCAGGACGGAGCGCUGCAGCUCGCCGACAUCGAGACUAAGGAGGUGCUGGACUCAUGGCCUCUGAGCAGCGUUCUGGAUCUGAAGGCCGUUCUGGACGAGCGGGUUUACGACUCUCUUCUGACCGUCUCCAUCCAGGAGCGCGGCAGUCGCCCAGUCAGCGUCUUCCUCUUCCAGAGCGAGUCUCUCCGGGCCGAUUACCUGAAGAAAGACCUGGAGAGGCUCCUGCAGAACAAGAGAGACGAUCCCAGACUGACUAACGGCAGUAAAGCCGCUGUAGGAAACAUCACACAGAGAAAGUCACGACAAGCAUCUCCUCCGCCUCCGGUGAUCCUUCAGAAACCUCCUGAAUCCUGGGUCGCUCCGGAUUACGAUGAGAGUCCGGUUCCGACUCCUCCCAUCUCCAGAAAUAACUCCACCUACAUUAAGGUAGUAACUCCACCCCCUCCUGAAGAAGCACCGCCCACCAAACCAGACCCGCCCCCUCCUCGGCCGUACACAGAGAGGGAGAGGAAUGUGGACAUCCUGAAUCAUCUCAUUAACGACAUCGAGGCCUUCACAACCCACCUGACAGCCGUCGCGCCCAAGAUGGACAAGAAGAAGAAGAAGAAGAAGAGGAGUAUGGCUGUGAAGGGAAUGCCGUCAGAGGAGCACUUCUCCAUCUGUUUGAGGAAAAUCAAGAUGGCCUUUAACCUGCUGGCCAGCCUGCAGGGGAAGAUCAACAAUCCCAGCGCCGCUGAACUCACUCACUGUCUGUUCUCUAUACUGGAUCUGGUUGUGUUUUACUGUGAUGAGGAUCUACCUCCGUCUAUCGUGGCUCCUCUCUUCGAGCCGGAGUGUGUGAUUUUUCUGAGCGAGGAGGCGACGCAGGAAGAGGAUCAUCUGUGGCAGUCGCUGGGAGACGCCUGGAACAUUCCCAGCACUAAGUGGCCAGAGGAUGAUGAUGAUAUUCCCAUCUUCACACCUGUGUUUGAUGACGGAUGGGAGCCGCCAGACAUCAGGAACCCAGAGCCGAGCGUCACAAACACGAAAGCCAACACAAACACAAGCAAACCAGAGCCAGCUCGAGCUUCUGUGACACGACAGACGAGCAACAGAUCGUCUCCGGAGCCUGAGGACAGCUCAGAGGAGUUACCGGCGAGCUACAUGAAAGCUGUGUUUGAUUUUGAAGCACGAAACCCACGAGAGCUUUCUAUCAGUAAAGGUGAACAACUACAGCUCCUGGACAUGUCUAAGCAGUGGUGGAAGGUGAAGAAUGAAAAAGGGCAGAUCGGUUACGUCCCGAACAACAUGCUCCAGCCUCCGUCGCAGCAGGACAGAGCCGUGACCCCGUCUGCGCCCGCGCUCACCCGGAGGUCCCGACCCGAGGAGGUGCGCGCCUGGCUGGAGCACAAGGGCUUCAGCAAAAUUACGGUGCGGUGUUUAGGAGGCGUCAGCGGCUCGAUGCUGCUGGGAAUGACUCGAGACGAGCUCAAGACCAUCUGUCCGGAGGAGGGCGGCCGCGUCUUCUACCAGCUACAGAACGUCAAAUCAGCUCUCGCGAUGGCCAGUGAAGUGAGGCCGAUGAUCUGAGGCACAACCGGACGCUGAAUCUCUAAAAUCUGUACGAUAUAAACACCUUCUGGCUCACAAUUUUUAUAUUUCACGAAACAGUCGUGAUUUCGUAUUUUGCUGCGUUGCAUCUGAUCAGCAACUUAAGUGAAUGUGAACAACAUACACCGUUUAAAAAAAGAAGCAAUUUUUUUUACAUAAAAUUCCAAAUGAACCGGACCAAAAAAACUGUGCUGCAAAAUAUAUUUAUAUUUUUUGUCUGUUGAUAAUAAAUCUGUCAUUGUAUCAAAUUUAUAUAAAGUGAGAGUUAUCAGUAUUAACACGAAGAAAAGAAUUAAACGAAUCGUUAAAAUCA